UUUAGGGUUCUUAAAAUUUAUUAGAACCAAUUCAAAGAAAUGACAUCGUAGUAAUAUCUAAAUUGACAUCAUAAAUUUUAUUAUUUAUCACAAAAUGUUUUGAUUUCGUUACUUUUAACACAAACCGACAACAGCGCCUGGUUGAUUGUAAAACUUCAUUAGAAUUUAACCGCGUUGUAUAUAACACAAUUAUGCGUUAAAAUUUUAAGCUGAAAAAAAGAUUGUAAUUUUUGUUUAUUUAUAAGAACGAAAAAACACCACGCCAUUCAUUUUUAUAUACGUCCAAUUAAAUUUGCAGAUAAAAUUUAGGGUUCAUAAAUUUUAUUAGAACCAAUUCAAACGAAUGACAUCGUAGUUAUAUCUAAAUUGACAUCAUAAAUUUUAUUAUUUUAUUAUUUUUUUCAAACCAAUUCGAACCCACAUAAAAUGCAUUUAUCACAAAAUGUUUUGAUUUCGUUACUUUUAACACAAACCGACAACAGCGCCUGGUUGAUUGUAAAACUUCAUUAGAAUUUAACCGCGUUGUAUACAACACAAUUAUGCAUUAAAAUUUUAAGCUGAAAAAAAGAUUGUAAUUUUUGUUUAUUUAUAAAAAAAAUUUGGAUCGCAUCUUUAUUUUGACUGCGUCUAAUUUUGUUGACCGGUAUACGUGACGCAGAGUAUUUUAUGAUUUAUUUUCGUCGCAAGUCAAAUGAACGGUAGGUAAUUUUAAUUUUAGUCUAUUCCAAUUUAAUUCACGACGACGAAUCGUUUAUAUGCGUGCUAUAUUUGCAUAAAAAUAUUUUACGUGCUUAAUAUCGACCCAUUUUGCUGGAAAUUGUCGAAAAAUAAUACAUGACUCAUUGGUGAAAUCAAAUGUCAGAUAGCAUCCAAGAUUUCUUCUUUAUCGAUAAACAACGCGGGAAAUUAUGACAUUACAUAAUUCUUUGUAGUUGUUUAUAAAUAUGUGUGAUGGUGUGUAGAUUUUUAAAAACAAAAUUAGUGAAGGUGAUCGUUGAAUAAACCUGUUUUGUGUCGAAUAGUUUAUUGUAAUAAAAAAUUAAAUUCUCCUCGUAACUGACAAUGCUACGAACCCCUCUCAACUUCUGAAAUUAAAAAUUACAAGAAACCCGCAUUUUUCUUAAAAUCGUACCACUCGGUCUGUUAUUGAUGACCGGUUACGGGAAUUUAAUUCGUUUUAGUCACUACCAAAACCAUCAAAUCGGAAAAGAUCCUUACCUCCGGACGCGAAAUAUAAAUCAAAUAAAAAUAUUAUAUACGAUACCGAUUAAUUGAUUUAUAAAUAAUUGUAAUAGAAAACAUGGAGAGUGGUAAAAAGGAAGCGCCUUUAGCUACUUUAUCGACGGUGGCUCCAUCUCUAGAAUCCAGCCCGAUAAAACGCGAAGAAAUCGUUCUCACGGAACCGAUCGAAAAACCGGAAGUUACGUUCAUAACUAACAGUCUAUCAUCGACAUCCUCCUCUUCGGAAUCCGAUUCCGAGGAAGACGAAGUUAAACCGAAGAUACCCGAUGGCGGUUGGGGUUGGAUUGUAGUAUUUUCUUCUUUAUUGGUAUCGAUGAUAGCCGAUGGGGUUAGUUUAUCAUUCGGUUUAUUAUUUCCGGAAUUUUUGAUUGAAUUUAAAGCGUCCAGUUCGGAUACGUCUUGGAUAGGCAGUUUGUUUUUGGCGGUACCUUUAAUUUCCGGUCCGAUUAUGAGCGCUCUGGUCGACAAAUACGGAUGUCGGAUCAUGACGUGCGUAGGAGGUUCAGUGGCGGCGCUGGGAUUCAUUAUGAGUUGCAGGGCCGAUUCUAUUUCUAUUAUGUAUCUGACGUUUGGCAUACUGGCCGGUUUGGGAUUGGGGCUUUGCUACGUGACGGCUGUUGUUUCGAUAGCGUUUUGGUUCGAUAAGAAGAGGACUUUGGCUGUUGGUAUAAGCGCAUCGGGAACCGGAGUGGGAACUUUCAUAUUUUCCCCCUUGACUAAUUUGCUUAUUUUCGAAUUCGGUUGGAGAGGUACCACCUUGAUUCUGGGAGGGUUAUUUUUGAAUAUGUGCGUCUGUGGAGCUUUGAUGAGAGAUCCUGAUUGGAUAACGGAACAAAAUAAGGUAAACUCGAAAUUAUCCAAAUCUAGUAAAUCGAGUAAAACAAGUUUGAUAUCGUUGUCAUCGACGAAUUUUUUGAAUAACCUCGAUAUAGAAGAACUGAAAGACGUAUUAAAGAGCGGAAAAAACGUCGAAUAUCUUUUACAAGGCUUAGAAACUUCCAUAGAAUCGAAUAACGUGGAUAAAUCAGUUCUAAAAAACAAUCAUAAUUCAGUUUUGAAUCUACCCACGUAUAUACGUCAAAAUGAGAAAGUGCCUAUAGAAGUAUUAGAACAACUCAGUUCGAAUAAAAAGUUAUAUAAUGUUAUAUUGGAAAAUUUUCCAAGUUUAUUAUUAACAAGGAGUACGUCCGAUAAAGGAUUAAAUAAAUUAGCAGAAGACGCUUCACUUAUUGAGAGAGUACCGAUCACGAUGUGUAUGACGUUAAAAAAAGAAGAAAAAACUGCAAAAAAACUGGAUAGUGUGAAAAACGGGAAGGAUGUAGAAGCACAGGAACCGUUAUUGAUCGAAAAAUCAUCGAAAAAAUUUAGCGGAUUGUCCAAAGUACCGACAGUACCGAAAUUGAAAGCGCAAUUAAAUCAAGCGCAAAGACAAAAUUAUUUUAAAAAUUUAAAAUUGCACAGACAAUCGUUAAUACAUCGAGGAGCGAUAUUCAACAAUAACAAAUAUCGAUUUAAAGCUUCCAGCUGCCCGAAUAUAUACAGAGUGUCCACGUUAACUUUGAAAAAGAGUGACGACGAGAAAUGGUACGAUGAACUACUAGACUUGGUGAAGGGAAUAUGCGAUUUUUCGUUGUUCUUAGAACUACAUUUUUUCUUGCUGUCCCUGUCGACCAUAACACUUUUUGUUUGGUUUAUAGUGCCGUAUUUUUAUUUGGUGGAACAUAUGACAAAGCACGGAUAUACUAACGAAGACGCGUCUCUUACUAUAUCCAACAUAGGUAUCACCAAUACCAUCGGAAUGAUCGCUUUAGGAUGGGCAGGAGAUCAACCGUGGAUGAACAUAACGAAAACUUACGCUGUAUGCUUGAUACUAACCGGCGUAUCGUGCGCCGGUUUGAUGUUUUUCACGCAAAAUUUCAUCUUGCUCGAAAUGUGCGCUGCGCUUUUCGGCGUUUUCGUCGCCAGUACCUACUCGUUCACUCCCGGAAUAAUAGUUGAAUUGGUACCGCUAGAUCGGUUCACCACCGCGUACGGCCUCCAACUUCUCUGUAUGGGUAUCGGACUUUUGGUAGGCCCCCCGUACGCGGGGCAUUUGUACGACGUGACCAACAGUUGGGAACAAGCUUUUUACCAAUCGUCCGUUUGGAUCAUAAUAUCGGGUCUGAUGGUAGCUUUAAUUCCGUUCACGAAAAAUAGGAAAAUAUUGGGAAAAGGACCGGUGGAAAAAGUUAUCGAGGAUUCUAAAGACGUUAUUUGGAUCACUAUUUUGUUAAUCUGUAUAUUUUUAAUUUUACUCGUACCUCUUAUGUAUUUCACAAUCGUUACUAUUAUAUAAUUAUUUCUAUAAAUAAAUGAAAAUAAUCAAAUCGAGUAUUAUUUGUUACUCCCCCGUAUCAUCAAAAAAAUUUACGAUAUAAAAUAUAUCGAACAAAACAAAAUAAUUCGCCUUAUAUAUAGGCAGUUUACAAUACAUCACCACGGAUAUUGUUACUAUUAGAUAUGCAAAUAUCUAUAUUAUUAAUGGAAUGUAUGCAACCACCAUUACGAUCAGGUAGUUCUGUGGUUUUAACUGUGAGACGAAAAUUAUUUACAACUGACACUGACAUUGAACCAUAUCUAACGAAUUAAAAAAUCAAUAGUUAUGUAUCUUUAUCUCUUUUUUUUUUCAUUCUUGUUCCAAGUAUUUUUUCAUGCUUCUAAAUGUUCAUGAUUUUACGUCUCUAGAGAUUUGAAAUUUGUUUCUUUUAUAAUUUUUUAGACAGAUGAAAAUUUGACGUUUCAUCUUCUCUAUUAAAGGGUUUCUAAAAUGGAUGAGGUGGUAGCGUCUAGGAUUGUUGAUUGCGCGCCCCGGGUUCGAUUCUCGCCCGCGUUAUUUUUUUUUUUUCAAUUUUUUCGUUUUUUUAUACAUUUUUUUUUUCAAUAUAUACAUUCUAACAUUAAUUAUAUAGAGUUUUCUUGUAUUUUUUCUUUGUAAAAUUACUUUUCGACUGAAAUUUCGCAUAUUAAGUACGCGCAUUUCAAAAUCGACAAUUUUUUUCACUUGAUACUUGUUAUAAGUCAUACUGGGCAAUAUAAAAAGAAACAGCUGAUCUACAUGAAAAUGACGGCCGUGUGGUAAAUAAUAGACUUUCUCGUUUGUAGACUUUUCGGCUUCAAAUUUUGUUUGUUUGUUUUAUUUUGCAUCUGGUAAAGUUGAAAUAAGCCUGCUAGUAAAGGUGAAACGAAAAAACCAUCUUUACUCCAGAAGGUAAACAAUAAAAGACUAAAACUUAAGGAUAUGAAUAAACUAUGAGAAGCCCCCUGUAUACCGCUUACCUACACCAAGCAAAACACUGCAAAGUGGAAAAAGAAAAUAACAAAGCACGUUCCGGAUAGAAAUUUCGUACUUUUUCACGUAGUAAUUCUUUAAGAAGCUAUCUCACAAUAAAACUGAAAAUAAUAAAUAAUAACUUCACAAAAAACAACAGAAAGUUACGACAAAAUCAUUUAAUCACCCCCACAGCGGCCAUUUUAAAAUGGUUAUCAGCUGAAUUUGACAAUUCGUUAGAUUGCACUAAUGAAAAGUAGCUGAAUUCAUAUUAUGUAUUAUUCUUCUUUUUUCUUGAAAAUAGGACACGCCUACUUGCGUAUGCGUUUAUAAACAUCGAAUUUAAAGUCUAAUAAAUUGAUAAUUAUGAUAAAUUUGAAUAGUGACUUAAGUAUUAAUUUAUCAACG
Molecule: messenger RNA, 4957 nt
Organism: Diorhabda carinulata
Lineage: Eukaryota; Metazoa; Arthropoda; Insecta; Coleoptera; Chrysomelidae
Product: monocarboxylate transporter 12-like
Exons: 8
Coding region: 1301-3577 (758 amino acids)
Biological process (GO): transmembrane transport; monocarboxylic acid transport
Molecular function (GO): monocarboxylic acid transmembrane transporter activity
Source: RefSeq, a predicted model, not a curated record